AUGGAGAUACGCUUACCGUGGGGGUUACCUCCCUGGUGGGAACCACCGGAGGUGGUGAUUGAGGAGACUAAGGAGCGGUCCAUGCACGACAUCCAUUGUAUCGCCUACCCGGACGCAAUUCGCAUUUACAACGCGGUGCUACAUGAUAUCUGGGCCGUGGCGCGGACCGAAAUUUAUUCUGAUAAUGAGGGCGCGGUGCGCCACGCUGCUGCCCCUAAGCAGGUAUAUCUGGUUUACGAGCUGCUGGAGCUGCUUUACCGCCUUGUAAUGAACUCGCGGACAGCAAGGCGAAGGAAGUGGCAGGCUGGUGCCAUGGCGUUAGGCAGUGAAGGCCCCUGGCGCCGGUCAUGCUGCCAGACCACCCUGUACGCCGGCUGCUGGAUGCCUGGAUUCGGCAGCAUACUAAAGAGCAAUGGGAGGAAGUCUGGCGGCAGUCUGAGCAUGGCACCUCCUGCGCUUCCUCCCCGAGCCAAGCGUUUGAUCACCAUCUACGAUGACCUCAUCCUGGUGGAGCGCAGCGCUUUGGUGCAGAUGUGUACAGCGAAGAUCAGGCUGAGCCACUAUCUCACGACCAUCGACCGGGCCGAGGACCUUUCCUGCCCGUGCGGACAGGCCCCGGAGACAAUUCACCACGUGCUAUUCGUCUGCUCCUGGUACGACGACCUUCAGCGCGCGAAAUGGACGGAAGGGACACCCCAAAACCUGAGAGAGGCCCUGGAACAGUACGUUCGGGGGACCGCGGCUCAUGCUACGACCCUGGGUCCUGCAGAUGGUCCCUGA
Aspergillus viridinutans is the source of this 780-nucleotide messenger RNA. RefSeq lists its product as uncharacterized. The coding region runs from base 1 to 780 and encodes 259 amino acids. The transcript is spliced from 2 exons. The record is from RefSeq and is a predicted model, not a curated record. NCBI's taxonomy places the organism in Eukaryota, Fungi, Ascomycota, Eurotiomycetes, Eurotiales, Aspergillaceae.